Molecule: messenger RNA, 1230 nt
Organism: Angiostrongylus costaricensis
Lineage: Eukaryota; Metazoa; Nematoda; Chromadorea; Rhabditida; Metastrongylidae
Source: the annotation of a GenBank genome assembly
AUGGUGGUCUUCAAGGCAUCAAAGUAUAUUUUGAGUGGCUGUUCACCAGGAAAAACAAAAAGUACUGCACAUCGACUUCUCCUAAGUCAUGGAUUUAUUCAUCCUAUCGGAAGCGGACUCUAUAGUCUUCUUCCCCUCGGUCAGCGUGUAAUCGACAAAUUGAUUCGAUUGGUCGAUGCCCAGUUAGAAUCAAUUGGUGCUUUGAAAGUUAGCUUGCCUAUUCUUGGCUCUCGAGUGUUGUGGGAUAAGACGUUACGUUGGGAGAGCAUGGGCUCGGAGUUGUUCUGUAUCAAGGAUCGCCACCAAGUGGAGUACUGUUUACAACCUACUGCUGAAGAGAUGUGCACGCAGUUGAUAUCGCAACUUCCAAAUUUGAAGAAGAGAGUCUUUCCACUACUACUUUAUCAAACCACUGAGAAAUUCAGGGAUGAGAUGAAUCCAAGGUUUGGCUUGCUGCGAGCCCGAGAGUUCCUUAUGAAAGACCUGUAUUCUUUCGAUUUGGAUAAAAACAGCGCCAUAAGGACAUACGACAUGGUUUGCGAUAUCUAUGACCGACUUUUUAGGGAUAAAUUAGGACUGGAAGUUUAUAAGGUGUCAGCUAAACCAGGAAUCCAUGGAGAAUCUCAUUCACAUGAAUAUCAUCUCAGGAAUCCUUUGGACGAGGAUGGGAUCCAUUUUUGUUUCAAGUGCGGAUCUGGUAACAAAAGGGAAGAUGGUCCACACGAUUGCCAAUGUCCCGAUCCUACGUCCGUGAGUUCGUUCUCCACAAUUGAGGUCGCCCAUACAUUUCAGCUCGGAACGAAAUAUUCAAAGGCAUUAGGUGCGUUUACAACUGAGAAGUGUCCACUGGAAAUGUGUUGUUUUGGAAUUGGAAUCAGCAGACUUCUUCCGGGCAUUGUCGAAGUCCUCUUGGAGCCUGAAAAAGGAAUACGAUUACCUCCGAUCCUUGCUCCGUUUUCCGCAGCAGUUGUAGUCAAAAGGGACCUAAUGCUGAACGCGAUAACGGACAUGAUGCUGUCGACCCUAGAUCGUCAGUUGGAAGGAGAUGUAUUAUUCGACGACCGUGUUGAAGAAACCAUAGGGAAGCGAAUAAAAGGACUUCAGGAAAUUGGUAUUCCUCGAAUCGUUGUCAUCGGAAAAGUUACUGAGAGUACGAUAAAUGAGGUAAAUGUUAACAAUUGUUGCGUAAUUGAAGCGUCUUAUCAACCUGCUGAACUUGUCUUUUUCUAG